This is a messenger RNA of Vitis riparia (riverbank grape), 2192 nucleotides long. RefSeq names its product amino acid transporter AVT6E. The transcript has a single exon. Bases 110 to 1594 code for a protein of 494 amino acids. The record is from RefSeq and is a predicted model, not a curated record. Gene Ontology annotation, molecular function: amino acid transmembrane transporter activity. Gene Ontology annotation, biological process: amino acid transmembrane transport. Lineage: Eukaryota; Viridiplantae; Streptophyta; Magnoliopsida; Vitales; Vitaceae.
AUUCUCUGUAAGUUAUUCCCUACGUUUCUUCCGUUUUGCUUUUCCAGAUUUGCAGAUUACACAUCUCUUUUUGUUUUCUCCUAUAUUUCAUGUGUGAAACUCUCUUGGGAUGGAGAGUAAUUAUUCUGCUCUGCGAACCAACUCAUUUGUAGAAUUGCAAAUACAUAAUGAUAAGAAUGAGGAUGGUGUUUCUCUUGUGUCCCAAAACCCCAGAUCUUCUGAGAAACCCCAUGUAAAAUUGCUGCCUCUUGAUGAAUCAAACAAUGUAAAUGAUGUUGAUGAUGAUUUUGAUUUUGAUAUUGAUAAUUAUCCGCUUAUGGACGGCGGUGUGAGGAGCAAUAAGGGAUCUGGGAUUAGUGGUGCAGUUUUUAAUCUUACCACAUCAAUCAUUGGGGCUGGUAUCAUGGCCCUGCCUGCCACAAUGAAGGUUCUUGGGGUGGUUUUAGGGUUUGUGUUGAUAGUUUUGAUGGGUAUUUUGUCAGAGAUUAGUGUUGAAUUAUUAUUGCGAUUUUCGGUUCUUAAUAAGGCAUCUUCGUAUGGGGAGGUUGUUCAAUGUGCAUUAGGGAGAUCUGCAAGGAUUUUGUCUGAAAUUUGCAUUAUUGUAAACAAUGCCGGUGUUUUGGUGGUUUACUUGAUAAUUAUCGGAGAUGUUUUAUCAGGGUCUGCUCAUCAUGUUGGGGUUUUUGAUCAAUGGUUAGGGAAUGGGGCAUGGGAUCAAAGGAAGCUUGUGAUAUUUGUUAUUUUGGUCAUUUUUCUUGCACCCCUUUGUUUUUUAGAAAAGAUUGAUUCAUUGAGCUUGACUUCUGCCACUUCAGUUGCUCUUGCGGUUGUGUUUGUCUUUGUUGCUUGUGUUGUUGCAUUUAUUAAGCUUGUUGAAGGGCAAAUUGAGUCUCCAAGGAUGGCUCCUGAUUUUGGGUCUAAGGCAGCAAUUCUGGAUUUGCUUGUGGUGAUCCCAAUUAUGACAAAUGCUUAUGUUUGUCACUUUAAUGUUCAGCCUAUCUAUAAUGAGCUUGAAGGACCCUCUCCUCAGAAGAUGAACCGGGUAGGUAGGAUCACAACUGUUCUUUGCAUUGUGGUUUAUGCUUUGACAGCCAUAUCGGGUUAUCUACUCUUUGGAAAGGACACUGAAUCUGAUGUGCUGACUAAUUUUGAUAAGAACCUGGGAAUUCGCUUCAGCUCAGCCCUGAACUAUAUUGUUCGAGUUGGAUAUGUUUUACAUCUGGUUCUUGUUUUCCCUGUUGUCCAUUUCUCUUUAAGGCAGACAGUGGAUGCCCUGAUGUUUGAGGCAUCAGCUCCACUCUCGGAGAGUAGGAAGAGAUCUUUGGCCUUAACGGUUGUGUUGUUAAUGCUUAUUUAUUUUGGAUCUACUAUGAUUCCAAAUAUUUGGACUGCUUUCAAGUUUACAGGGGCAACAACUGCAGUGUCAUUGGGUUUUAUAUUCCCAGCUCUGAUUGCAUUGAAGUUAGGUGGCAAAGGGGUGGGUUUAAGCCUUGGGGAGAAGUUCUUGUCCUGGUUGAUGUUGAUAUUGGCUACAAUAGUUUCUGUUGUUGGAGUGAUUGGCAAUAUUUAUAGCCUCAAAAGCAAAUCCGAAUGAUCCUAUUCUUUCCAAUCUUGGAAUUUUUUCACUGGGGUAGUAUUUGAUGUGGAAAAUUCUGGAGCUUAGUUGGUCUUUUGUUGCUCUUGUACUGAUACCACUCAAAAGAAAAUAUAAGAAGAUUGGAUGUCGGAUAUACCUUUGACUGGGAAGGUUUUGAAUUUUGAAUUGUGAUAUUUUUUUCCGAAAUUGCAAAUAAAGGCUCAGGGUGGACAAAGAUCCCAAGGAAUCUGCUAUUCAAUGGUAUCACUGGUUUAUAAUCUCCAAAGCAACUAUGAGUUGAUACAAAAUUACAAAGGGAACAUACAUCAGAGGCACUGACACCUCAAGUGUAAGCUAUUUUUUGUGAAAUUAUGGGUUAGCAUAGGACCUGGCUUUUCUUGUUCACUUGCAACAUUUUUCUUUUUUCCCACAACAGGGGCCUCUGUAACUUAGUAGUAGAAACAUGCCGCUGUUAAAUACACUUCUUUUUCUAUAUAUCUGUUACCUUAAUUCUCUAGAUUCAGUUUCUUGAAUGUAGUUUUUGUUUGCCCUGUGUUCUAGCUUGUGAUUAUCAACUCAUGGUUAAUGAGCUUUACAUUGUUGGACAUUGAUUCAA